AUAUGAAAUCCAGGAAGGCCUGGAGAGACUGAGAGAGGUGAAGCCAGCAGGGGAAACCUACAUGCAUGAAGGGAUUAAAGCGGUACAGUAUGGGAUAAUCCCCAAUAGAUGCUUUAUAGAUGUUACACUGACUAUCCACUAACCCUUACCCUAAAUCUACUCUAAACCUAACCCUAAACCUAACCCUAACCCUAACCUUUAACCUAACCCGUAACCUAACCCUUAACCUAACCCUUAACCUAACCCUUAUUCUAACCCUAAACCUAACCCUAAACCUAACCCUAAACCUAACCCUAAACCUAACCCUUAUUCUAACCCUAAACCUAACCCUAAAUCUACUCUAAACCUAACCCUAAACCUAACCCUAAACAUAACCCUAACCCUAACCCUAACCUUUAACCUAACCCGUAAUCUAACCCUUAACCUAACCCUUAACCUAACCCGUAACCUAACCCUUAACCUAACCCUAAACCUAACCCUAAACCUACUCUUAACCUAAUCCUAAACCAAAACCUAAUCCUUAACCUAACCCUAAACCUAAACCUAAACCUAAACCUAACCCUAAACCUAACCCUAAACCUAACCCUAAACCUAGUCAAAACCACUCUUCUAAUGACAUGACCACACCUCACUAGAGAAGGCUUCAGUACUGUAGAGAAUAUCCCCCAUGUUAUGAUCAUAACAUUAAGAUACUGUGCUAGCCUUGUCAUUCUGCCAUUGGCCAUGUCUUUACUAGUCUGCUAGGCUUUGGUGUGUUUGAUCAGUUUGGCACUAAACACUGUUUUAGAUAGGGAGCAAUUCAGAUGCCUUCCAUGUUGGAAAUACUCCAAGUGACCUAAAUAAUAACUUCUAACUCGUAGUCUGGGUUCCAAUUGGCACCAUAUUCCCUAUAUAGUGCACUACUUUUGACCAGAGUGAAAGGGGAUACCUAGUCAGCUGCACAACUGAAUGCAUUCUCCAUUUAACCCAACACCUCUGAAUCAGAGAGGUGCGCGGGGCUGCCUUAAGCGCCCCGGGGGAGGAGCAGUUGUUGUUGGGGGUUAACAGCCUUGCUCAAGGGCAGAACGGCAGAUUUCUUCCACCAUGCCGGCUGGAGGAUUCAAAUCAGCGACCUUUCGGUUGCUGGCCCAACACUCUUAACCGCUACGCUACCUGCCGCCCUAUAAGGUGCAGUGUGAAGGGAAGAAGUACGCAGUCAUAUUAAACGCUUCGGUCUGAAUUUCUCUUCUACAGAAAUACUGUAUUCCAUUUCAAAUAUAGUCAAUUGAUUCAGGAAAUGAACUUUAAAUCCAAGUCCAAUUUUCCUUAUUUGAAAGCAUGGAGGAAAAUUGAAAUCGGCGUUGGAAUUUCUGUUUACUUCCUGGCUAAAUUGACUGAAUUUAAAAUAAAUUGACCCCAACCCUGUACAGUUUGUUCUUAUUCAUUCAUAAUCACAUAUGUCUGUUUAUUCCUCCAUUUCCACCGCUUGUGGUUGAACCAAAAGGCAAACGAUCAAAUCAAAGCCCAAACCAUCAAGUCCUCCAGCAUCAUCGUAGCUCUGACGGACGGAAAGCUAGAUGUCUACAUAUACGACUUAACAGUUCAAGCGGUGAGCUUGAUUUUAUUCAAAAACGAUGUUUACAUUUUCAUGUUUAUUAGUUCAAGGUUCUUUUUUCCAGACACCGAUUAAGCAUGGCGUUGGACUAAAAAGCAUGCUCAAUGGAGAAUCUUUCAUUUAAAUGCUUUGUCAUCCAUGACUAGUCCAACGCCAUGCUGGAUUCAAGAAACCGUCCCUUAGUAUCCAGAGUGUUACUUAUUGUUGUAAAGUUAAAGUUACAGUGGGGAAAAAAAGUAUUUAGUCAGCCACCAAUUGUGCAAGUUCUCCCACUUAAAAAGAUGAGAGAGGCCUGUAAUUUUCAUCAUAGGUACAAGUCAACUAGGACAGACAAAAUGAGGAAAGAAAAUCCAGAAAAUCACAUUGUAGGAUUUUUUAUGAAUUUAUUUGCAAAUUAUGGUGGAAAAUAAGUAUUUGGUCAAUAACAAAAGUUUCUCAAUACUUUGUUAUAUACCCUUUGUUGGCAAUGACACAGGUCAAACGUUUUCUGUAAGUCUUCACAAGGUUGUCACACACUGUUGCUGGUAUUUUGGCCCAUUCCUCCAUGCAGAUCUCCUCUAGAGCAGUGAUGUUUUGGGGCUGUCGCUGGGCAACACAGACUUUCAACUCCCUCCAAAGAUUUUCUAUGGGGUUGAGAUCUGGAGACUGGCUAGGCCACUCCAGGACCUUGAAAUGCUUCGUACGAAGCCACUCCUUCGUUGCCCGGGCGGUGUGUUUGGGAUCAUUGUCAUGCUGAAAGACCCAGCCACGUUUCAUCUUCAAUACCCUUGCUGACGGAAGGAGGUUUUCACUCAAAAUCUCACGAUACAUGGCCCCAUUCAUUCUUUCCUUUACACGGAUCAGUCGUCCUGGUCCCUUUGCAGAAAAACAGCCCCAAAGCUUGAUGUUUCCACCCCCAUGCUUCACAGUAGGUAUGGUGUUCUUUGGAUGCAACUCAGCAUUCUUUGUCCUCCAAACACGACGAGUUGAGUUUUUACCAAAAAGUUAUAUUUUGGUUUCAUAUGACAUUCUCCCAAUCCUCUUCUGGAUCAUCCAAAUGCACUCUAGCAAACUUCAGACGGGCCUGGACAUGUACUGGCUUAAGCAGGGGGACACGUCUGCCACUGCAGGAUUUGAGUCCCUGGCGGCGUAGUGUGUUACUGAUGGUAGGCUUUGUUACUUUGGUCCCAGCUCUCUGCAGGUCAUUCACUAGGUCCCCCCGUGUGGUUCUGGGAUUUUUGCUCACCGUUCUUGUGAUCAUUUUGACCCCACGGGGUGAGAUCUUGCGUGGAGCCCCAGAUCGAGGGAGAUUAUCAGUGGUCUUGUAUGUCUUCCAUUUCCUAAUAAUUGCUCCCACAGUUGAUUUCUUCAAACCAAGCUGCUUACCUAUUGCAGAUUCAGUCUUCCCAGCCUGGUGCAGGUCUACAAUUUUGUUUCUGGUGUCCUUUGACAGCUCUUUGGUCUUCGCCAUAGUUGAGUUUGGAGUGUGACUGUUUGAGGUUGUGAACAGGUGUCUUUUAUACUGAUAACAAGUUCAAACAGGUGCCAUUAAUACAGGUAACAAGUGGAGGACAGAGGAGCCUCUUAAAGAAGAAGUUACAGGUCUGUGAGAGCCAGAAAUCUUGCUUGUUUGUAGGUGACCAAAUACUUAUUUUCCACCAUAAUUUGCAAAUAAAUUCAUAAAAAAUCCUACAAUUUGAUUUUCUGGAUUUCUUUUUCUCAAUUUGUCUGUCAUAGUUGACGUGUACGUAUGAUGAAAAUUACAGGCCUCUCUCAUCUUUUUAAGUGGGAGAACUUGCACAAUUGGUGGCUGACUAAAUACUUUUUUUCCCCACUGUAUUUGUGUUGUUCUCUAAUGCAGGCAAACAAAUCGAGGGACUACGGUGCUCGAGUGUACUGUGUUGGUAUCAAGGACUUUGACGAACAACAGCUAGCCGAGGUAGCUGACACCAAAUAUCAAGUGUUCCCAGUCAAAGACGGCUUCCAUGCACUCAAAGGCAUCGUAAAU
Messenger RNA from Coregonus sp. 'balchen', 3581 nucleotides. The record is from the annotation of a GenBank genome assembly. NCBI's taxonomy places the organism in Eukaryota, Metazoa, Chordata, Actinopteri, Salmoniformes, Salmonidae.